Messenger RNA from Nestor notabilis (Kea), 730 nucleotides. Its product is annotated as ESF1 homolog. The transcript is spliced from 5 exons. Lineage: Eukaryota; Metazoa; Chordata; Aves; Psittaciformes; Psittacidae. The coding region runs from base 17 to 721 and encodes 234 amino acids. The record is from RefSeq and is a predicted model, not a curated record. Gene Ontology annotation, molecular function: RNA binding. Gene Ontology annotation, biological process: rRNA processing. Gene Ontology annotation, cellular component: nucleus.
AGAAAGUGCUGAAGAAAUGGUCAAAAACAGGUUGGAAGGAAAGGAUAACCUAACUCCAUGGGAAAAAUUCCUAGAGAAGAAGAAAGAAAAAAGAAUCCUGAAAAAAAAGAGAAAAGCUACUGCUGAGAAAGAACAGAGUGAGGAUGAACUUCCAUCUGACGUUGAUCUCAACGACCCGUAUUUUGCUGAAGAACUUGAGAAAACAGGUUUAAAGAAGAAGCCAGAAUCAGUUGAAAGUACCUCAGAGGAUGAAGAUGAAGUUGAAAAACAGAAGGCUGAAAUGGCCCUACUUAUGAUGGAUGAUGAUGAGGAUGCCAGAAAACAUUUUAACUAUAAAAAGAUUGUAGAACAACAGAAUUUGAGCAAGAAGAAAAAGAAACUUUUAAUGAAAAAGAAAGAAUUGAUAGAAGAUGACUUCCAGGUAAAUGUUGCUGAUACAAGAUUCCAAGCCAUGUUUACUUCUCCCCUGUUUAACCUGGAUCCUUCAGAUCCAAAUUUCAAGAAGACAAAAGCAGUAGAAAAGAUCUUGGAAGAGAAAGCUCGACGAAGAGAAGAAAAGGAGCAACUUCUUAAGGAGGCGAGCAAGGGGCAGGAGAACAAGAUGGCAAAGAAAGGAGAGGUUGCCAAGAAAGCCAUAGAUCCUGCCCUAUCAAUGCUGAUAAAAUCUGUCAAAAAUAAAACCCAAGAGUUUCAGGCAAGGAAAAAGCAGAAACUCAAAUAACUGAACUUU